Molecule: messenger RNA, 714 nt
Organism: Enterobius vermicularis (human pinworm)
Lineage: Eukaryota; Metazoa; Nematoda; Chromadorea; Rhabditida; Oxyuridae
Source: the annotation of a GenBank genome assembly
AUGAAGGGUAAAUAUCCACUGAACAAAGGUGUUGAACAGGACAAUGAUCUAACACAUAGCAAUGGGCAGCAAGAAGGGGGUAAAAUCAAUGACGAUUUACGCUAUUUGAUUAUUGAACAGGUUGCUGAAAGACCAGCAAUAUGGGAUCAUGGACGAGAACCAAAAUGCCUUGGCCAACGAAAAGAUCACUUUAUUGAAAUAGCCGCUUUAUUAAGCACAGAAAACAAUGUUCUGACAUGUUACGAUAUUGAAAAACAGUGGAAGAAUUUGAAAGAUACGUAUAUUAAAACAAGGAAAAAGUUAGUAACCGAUGAGUCCGGAUGUGUUGUACCUCCAAGGUGGAAGUUUUACUCUGCCAUGAUGUUUCUUGACCAAAUUGGCACGGAGCCGAAUACGCCUACCAGUUCAAAUUCACUGACUAUACUUGGUAAAAGGAACUCGAGGUCAAGCCGUUUAUCUGUGCGUAAACAUUCAGUACCUGAUAUACCUUCAGAGGCGAGAAAUAAAACUUCUAAAAGUUGCCCUCUUACAAAACCAUUAACAGAAUUCCGGACGUAUCCCGAAGACGAAUGUACUGCAUUUUGUAACUCUUUAAUUUAUCCAUUGCGGGAGAUAGGAAGCAUCAAUCGACUAGAACUUUUAAAGCUUCAAAAGGAAAUACAGGACACAAUACAUGCGAAAAGGAUGGCUUUACUGCAAGCUAACAGCCAUUAA